CCUUAUAUUCCUGAAACCCAACCUCGAGAGGCUGGACUUCUUCAACCUGAUGUGGAUUGUGGGGAUCGCAGACUUCAUACUGAAGUACCUCACCAUCGCGUUGAAAUGCCUGAUUGUCGCCCUGCCUAAGAUCAUCCUAGCUGUCAAGUCAAAGGGAAAGUUUUAUCUGAUUAUUGAGGAGCUGAGCCAGCUGUUCCGCUCCCUUGUCCCCAUCCAGCUGUGGUAUAAAUACAUCAUGGGAGAUGAUCCAUCCAGCAGCUACUUCCUAGGUGGGAUCCUGAUCAUCCUGUAUAGCCUCUGCAAGUCUUUUGACAUCUGUGGUCGUGUGGGAAGUGUCCGGAAGGCACUGAAGGUCCUUUGCACCCCACAGACCUACGGAGUUCGUGCUACCAGCCAGCAGUGCAGUGAGGCAGGUGACAUCUGUGCCAUCUGCCAAGCAGAAUUCAGGGAACCUUUGAUCCUUAUGUGCCAACACGUGUUCUGUGAAGAGUGCCUCUGCCUCUGGUUCGACAGGGAGAAGACCUGUCCUCUUUGUCGUUCUGUCACCGUAGAAACCCUGCGCUGCUGGAAGGAUGGCACCACCUCUGCUCAUUUCCAGGUGUAUUAA
Molecule: messenger RNA, 607 nt
Organism: Pterocles gutturalis (yellow-throated sandgrouse)
Lineage: Eukaryota; Metazoa; Chordata; Aves; Pterocliformes; Pteroclidae
Product: RING finger and transmembrane domain-containing protein 2
Exons: 5
Biological process (GO): positive regulation of ERAD pathway
Molecular function (GO): ubiquitin protein ligase activity
Source: RefSeq, a predicted model, not a curated record